GUGUCUCAAGCACACAAGCCACCCAACACCACAGUGCGACAAGCUCUCGCCAAGUCGCUAUCCAAGAAAUCCCUCCCCUCUCUGUCCUACCUUGGAAUCCCCACCAGGAUCUCCGGCUAUCCGGCGGCAGCUACCCAGCCAUGGCCGCGCGCGGCGGCCUGGAGAACCCCCUCCUCGGCGGCGGCCCGGUUUCUUCUCAGGGCAGUCGGCGCCGCCGCCCGUGGACCGCGCUCGCCAUCGCCGUGGCGCUGCUCGCCGUGGCGUGCGUCGUGCUGCUGCUCCUGAGCUCGGGGGGAGCGGAGCAAGGCGGUGAUCGGAGCAGGGUGGUGUCCGGCGGCGGCGGCGGGGGCGUGGGGCUGAGCCCGCACGAGGUGGAGGCCGGGGUGGGCGCGGUGGCGGCGGACGACGGGAGGUGCUCGGAGGUGGGCGCCGCGGCGCUGCGCGCCGGCGGGCACGCGGCGGACGCGGCCGUGGCGGCGGCGCUCUGCCUCGGCGUGGUGCACCCGAUGUCGAGCGGCGUCGGCGGCGGCGCGUUCAUCGUCACCAGGGACGCCGCCUCCGGCGACGCCGUCGCCUUCGACGCCCGCGAGACCGCGCCGGCCGCGGCCACGCCGGACAUGUACGCGGGCAACCCGACCUCCAAGUACAAGGGCGCGCUCGCCAUGGGCGUCCCCGGCGAGCUCGCCGGCCUCCACGCCGCGUGGUCCCGCUACGGCAGGCUGCCGUGGAAGGACCUCUUCGCGCCGGCGAUCAAGCUAGCGCGGGACGGCUUCACGGUGGUGCCGCCCGUCGCCGGCGCGCUCAAGGAGGCGGAGCGGGACGUGCUCGCCGACCCGGGCCUCCGCGCCGUGUUCGCGCCGCAGGGGAGGAUCCUCGCCGCCGGCGAGGUGUGCCGCAACCCGGCGCUCGCGGACACGCUUGAGGCCGUCGCCAGCGGCGGCGUCGAGGCGUUCUACGGCGGCGCCAUCGGCGAGAGGUUCGUCGCCGACGUGCGGCGCGCCGGGGGCAUCGCGACGGUGGACGACCUGAGGGCGUACAAGGUCGAGGUGAGCGACGCCAUGCGCGCCGACGCCAUGGGAUACACUUUCCUCGGCAUGCCGCCGCCUUCCAGCGGCACAGUCGGAAUGGCUCUGGUUUUGAACAUCUUGGAUGGAUACAAAUCGCUCGAGUUCUUGAAAGGGUUUCUUGGCGUGCACCGGUUCAUCGAGGCGCUGAAGCACAUGCUGGCCAUCAGGAUGGCUCUCGGCGACCCUGACUACGUCAACGUCGCCGGCAACGUCUCCCAGAUGCUCUCGCCGGCGUUCGCCGACAAAAUCCGGCAGCGGAUCGUCGACAACACUACGUUCCCUCCCAGUUACUACUUCCCAAAAUGGAGCCAGCUGAAUGACCACGGGACGAGCCACCUCUGCGUCGUCGACGGCGACCGGAACGCGGUGGCGAUGACGACGACGGUGAACUCUUACUUCGGGGCGCACGUGCUGUCGCCGUCGACGGGCAUCGUGCUGAACAACGAGAUGGACGACUUCUCCGUGCCGGCGGAGCGGACGCCGGACCACCUCCCGCCGGCGCCGGCGAACUUCAUCGCUCCGGGAAAACGGCCUCUCUCCUCCAUGACGCCGACGAUCAUACUAAAGAACGGACAGCUCGCCGGAGUAGUCGGCGGCAGUGGCGGGACGAACAUCAUCGCGACGGCGGCCCAGGUGUUCGUGAACCAUUUCAUCGUCGGCAUGCACCCGCUCGCCGCCGUCCAGCAUCCCAGAGUCUACCACAAGCUGGUGCCGAACGUGGUGGUGUACGAGAACGAGACGGUGGUCGGCGGCGAGGUGAUCGAGCUCAGCGGCGAGGCGAGGGAGUUCCUGCGGCGGAGGGGCCACCGGCUGAGGAGCACGGGCUCCGGCGCCGUCUGCCAGUUCAUCGUGCAGGACUUGCUGGCGCCGGUCGGCUCGGCCGCCGACCGUCGGCAGCACGGCGGCGGGAACGUCUUCCACGGGAUGCUCACCGCCGUCAGCGACCCGAGGAAAGGCGGCAGACCUGCCGGAAUGUGAUGGCGCAUGCAUGGCGCGCCACGGCAUCGAUUAGGCCCCCGUUUAGACAGCCGAAAUUCUUACACGAUUCAUGUGAAAGCUGAACAAGUUUAUAUGGAAAUUCUUCAAAAUUUGUACAGCAGUGGAACGGCCGGCUGUGGCGCUCGAGCACGGGGCAGCCAUGGGUGGUUUGGUGGAGAAGAUGACUGGAGGUACAUGAGAGGAUGAACGGAGAAGAUUGGGUAUUUUGGUCCCAAAAAUUGAAAAAUACAGCCAAGGGAUAUUUCAGUUUUCAAUGUUAGUGUCAUAUUUUUCAAUUUCAACAUGUAUAUAGGCAAAUAGUAAUGCCAAAUUGUAAAAUUGCAAAAUUUAUAAUGACGUGAUCAAUUUUUUUUUAAAAAAAAUCAGUUUGUCACAACUCUGAAAGAUCAGAGCUCCUGAUUCUGCCAA
Molecule: messenger RNA, 2474 nt
Organism: Oryza sativa Japonica Group (Japanese rice)
Lineage: Eukaryota; Viridiplantae; Streptophyta; Magnoliopsida; Poales; Poaceae
Product: glutathione hydrolase 3
Biological process (GO): glutathione catabolic process
Cellular component (GO): plasma membrane
Molecular function (GO): glutathione gamma-glutamate hydrolase
Source: RefSeq, a predicted model, not a curated record